This is a messenger RNA of Drosophila busckii, 1057 nucleotides long. RefSeq names its product cubilin homolog. Lineage: Eukaryota; Metazoa; Arthropoda; Insecta; Diptera; Drosophilidae. The transcript has 2 exons. The record is from RefSeq and is a predicted model, not a curated record. The coding region runs from base 460 to 900 and encodes 146 amino acids.
UCAAAUUUAGAUUUUAAUUUUCAUUGUCGGCAAUAUAUUUAGUUCAAAUAACACAUCAAAUUGAUUGCGGAGGGCAGUAAGAUUGAGUUGGCGCAGCUGCGCGAGGACUCUGGCGAGUUGGAGUGCCUCUGGUUGUUGCGCAGAAGCAGCGACUAUCUGCUGGAGGGCAACGCCAGCUUCAGCGACAGCUGCGAGCGUGAAUAUCUCAGCCUGCGCAGCGUUAACUCCGAGCAUGAGCUAUGGCGCCUCUGCCGCGACAAUUUGCCACUCAAUCUGACGCGGCUGCAGAGCUCACAGUACCGGCUGCUCUAUCAUGCGACGGACUACAAGGCAAGCGGCAGUCAGUUCCAGCUGCAGUUCACUCGCGCGCAAGCUCUCGCCGGACUGGGCAGCAUUGUUGUGGUGCGGGAUGCGCCAACGCCGCCGGUGCUGGUGGAUGCGCGUAGCUAUAGAGAUAACAUGGAGCUGUCGUGGGAGUUCCGCAGCAAUGCACAGACUACCAUGCGCCUGAAGUUCCUCGACAGAUUCUUCAUUGAGAUGUCGCCAAACUGCAGCAACGAUCAGCUGGAGGUGCUGCAGCUACAAAGUGUUGGCGUCUGGCAGCCACUGGCCACCUACUGUGGACGCGAACUGCCUGCGCCAUUGCUGGUGCAAGCCCUAAAAAUGCGCGUCGUUUUUCGCACCAAUGCUAAUGUAACCGCUGACGGAUUCAAGUUUGUAGUGGAGCCCAUCUGUGAUAUUCGACUAGAGGCUAAGGCCGAACUGCAACAUGAGUUCAGAAUCCAUAGAUUCCACAGAGAUACUAACAACUGCAGCCUGGAGUUUUACACUCCCUCACAGCAACAGCUGCUGUUAGUGAGCUAUUUACAUUCCUUGUUUUUCUUUUUUACACAACUGUAAACCGCCCAAUUUGGCAAAGUAAUAUUACAUUGAAUACAUUUUGGACAGUGAGGACAGUCGGGACAAUCGGGACAAUCAGGACAAUCGGGACAUUGUGGGCAACUGCACAGUUAUCAAUUUGUCAACAAUUAAAUAACAGCAUAAGCAAAUAGUAUAA